This is a messenger RNA of Papilio polytes (common Mormon), 1897 nucleotides long. Its product is annotated as coiled-coil domain-containing protein 149. The record is from RefSeq and is a predicted model, not a curated record. The coding region runs from base 133 to 1455 and encodes 440 amino acids. The transcript is spliced from 8 exons. NCBI's taxonomy places the organism in Eukaryota, Metazoa, Arthropoda, Insecta, Lepidoptera, Papilionidae.
AUUAAGUGCUUAUCAGUUAUCAGUGCUCAUAAAUAUUUUAUUUUACGAAAGUUUAAGAAAACAAAACACAAAUUAUGCAUACUUAAGAUUCAAAUACGCUUUAAAUAAUCUUUGCGAUUAAACAUUAUUAAAAUGUUUAGUAAAUCCAAGGUGCAAUUUCAAGACCAACAACUAGAUGACUAUGUGCUUGAGAAUUCAGUAUUGAAAAGCAAAUUACAAAGUAAAGUUGAUGCUUUGGGUAUUAUGAGCAAGGAACUUGACAAAUGCAGUAUGGAACGGGAUAGAUACAAAAUCUUAGUUGAGCAACUCCAAUGCAAGAAGAGUGUAUCUAUAUGUGUUCAGGAUAAUAACUACAGGUUCACGCAAACAAACACUAUUAGUGGAGGAGAAAUUCUAGCAAGAACUAGAGACCAUAAUAAUAUGCUUAAACUAGAGGUAGAGACAUUACGCAGCAAGUUAGAUGAAGCCAAUGGUGAUAUUUUGGCUUUAAGGAGACAACUGCAAAAGGGACCCCUAUUGGACGAGAAUGAUCCUAACAAAAAAGUGAUACAAAGUUCACAACAAAAUGAUUAUGAACAAUUGGUGCAGAACUUAGAAAGAAUACAAAAUAAAUAUCAACAACUACAUUUAGAUUAUCGGACAACAUUGGAUGAAAAAGAGGAACUAGUUGCUGAUAGGGAUUAUUAUAAAAACAAAGUACAACGAUUGAAUCAUCAAAUAAGUUAUUUCGUUACAAAUAAACAGAAUGUUCAACAACCGGAGGUUGAUCAGCCGAAGCCCUUUGUUGACAUAGAUGCCUUAAUUACAGAAAAUAAAUAUUUACACGAAAGAAUUACGCAAUUGCAAGUUGAGAAAGAAAUCGUUAAAAGAACUCUGACUAAAUACAAGACAUUGCUUGACAACAGAACUAGAGGAGAUACGGUCAAUAUAAAAAAAGGAUUUGCAGAUGUCAUGACACAAAAACAAGUGAGGGAAUAUUUGGAUAAUAAUUCCAAAACUGGUCUGAAAAGAAGUUCAGCUGCGGAACUAAAGUCACUAUGUUUGGGAUUAUUUGAAGCAUUGAAUGAUAAAUCCAUUGCUUUACAACACCAAAGAAAGACUAAUCAGAUUUUAGCAAAUAGAAUAAAUGAAUUGGAGAAAACAUUAGAAAGUUGGUGUAACGGUCAAAAGUGUAUACCAAUAUUCCCAACACAGAUGCUUCUAGAAGAAUUUCUGCCUGACACAUCAUCUGUUAAAUCUGAUGAAACGAAAAAAAAUAUAGAAGAUUCCAAUGUGAAAAUUCAGAAUACAUAUUCUGAUAGCGAGGAAGAUUAUGGGACAUGUGACAAUGAGAACAGUUUUGGUGACAAUUAUCCCGACGGCGGAGGUGACGGACAUGUGUCAAAAACAAUUUUGCCAUUGGAAUUGGAACAACUUGUCAAAGAAGCUCUGGCAGAUUUAAAACCAGUCCAGUGAAAUAGUGGGCCCAUUUGUAUGCAAGCUACUAGCACUAGCCAUAUGCAAGUAUUCGUUAACGAUAUCAUGCCAGUGACUGUCAUUAAGAAGUUAACACGAUGUUUUUUGUGACAGCCUCGGGCAUGUAUGUUCAGGAGGAAACUUGACACUUAAGAUUCGUCGCUAAAGUACUCGUAAACUUUUUACUGGCAUGUAUGUAGCAAUGUACAUACACCAGUAGCUGGCAUGCAAUAUACUAUUCUUUUAUAUGUUCGUUUUCAUUGUCAUAACAUUUGUGUUGAAUCAUUGACUUCUCUUGUACUCUAUGAAAUAAUAUUUUUAAUACAAACGUUGAAUAGUGGAAGUUGUAGAAUUAUAUAAUUUUAUAUUAAUUCUUGUGAUAAGUACCAAAGAUGUUGAAAAUAAUUCUAGUCAAUCAUUCCAUUGUAUUUAUUUUAUAUUC